Messenger RNA from Penicillium lagena, 1149 nucleotides. RefSeq names its product phospholipase D regulator. The transcript is spliced from 3 exons. The record is from RefSeq and is a predicted model, not a curated record. Gene Ontology annotation, biological process: positive regulation of catalytic activity. Lineage: Eukaryota; Fungi; Ascomycota; Eurotiomycetes; Eurotiales; Aspergillaceae. Gene Ontology annotation, cellular component: fungal-type vacuole; cell periphery. The coding region runs from base 1 to 1149 and encodes 382 amino acids.
AUGGCUGAGAUGCAGGGCGUCCAGGCCGAGAAUGGCACUGGGCGCGUCUUUGAAGAGAGUCUGUCGGAGAAAAUGCCCAUUCCUUCAGGACCAGGGGCCCCAGCUACGCGCCUCAACCAGCUGAGCAUUGAUACCCAAGCGGGUGAUUCGGUUCGCAACAGCGCUUCGGAGUACUCGGCAUUGCGUACCUCAGAGGGAAUGAUGAUCCCGGAGGUCGUUGGGCCUCGACAGGUUACGCGCACACUGCCCGCAUGGAUUCGGUCAAUCGAGAUCGAGGCGGACGACGACGACGAAGCAACCGCCACCGAUCGCCUGCUUCCCUCCCAACCGAACGAUGCGCUUGUCGCUCAACACAACCAUUCGCCCUAUACGCCCCGACCCGAAUGUUCCGAGUCGCGCGAUCCGAAGCGGCUCGGAGAAGACAAGUCGACCGUGCAAGACCGCGAAUCGCGCUGGGUAACAUUUUCACGCGCGAUCCAAUACCCCCGAGAGACAGGCAGAGAGGAGGAGAAUCGGGUGACGACGGAAUGGAUGGAUGAGAAUCAUGGCGAUUACUCCCAGCCAUGGCGCGGCCAGCUCCUGGAUGGCGACAGCCCAGAAUAUCCACUGCACACCGCGAGCCGUCGACGGGAUGCCUGGUUCAGGCGCUUCCACAGUUCCCUGCUCAAGAGCCCCAUUGUACCUCUGGUUCUGCGUCUGACGGUCUGGUGCUUCUCGCUCUCGGCCCUGGCGCUGGGAGGCUCCAUCCAGCACAUCGCCAACGGCUUGCAUCGUUCUCAGGGGCCGUCGGCAUUGAUGGCCAUUAUUGUUGAUGCGGUGGCCUUGGUCUAUCUUAUCUACAUCACGUUUGACGAGUACACGUCCAAACCCCUAGGUCUACGGUCCCCCUCCGCCAAAGCACGUCUGAUUUUGCUGGAUCUCUUCUUCAUUGUUUUCGACGCGGCCAAUCUGAGUUUGGCAUUUGACUCCCUCGCGGAGGUGACUGGCUCUUGCAAGGAGGCCGAGGUCAACCAUACCUUGGAGCCAAAAAACAAUUCUAUCUGUGUUCGACAAAAAGCUCUUUCAUCUGUCCUGUUGGUCGCGCUACUAGCUUGGCUUAUGACAUUUGCCCUCAGUGUUCUCCGGCUCGUUGAAAGAGUGGCCAAGUGA